Molecule: messenger RNA, 9871 nt
Organism: Stegostoma tigrinum
Lineage: Eukaryota; Metazoa; Chordata; Chondrichthyes; Orectolobiformes; Stegostomatidae
Gene: kif26ba
Product: kinesin family member 26Ba
Exons: 15
Coding region: 457-6750 (2097 amino acids)
Biological process (GO): microtubule-based movement
Molecular function (GO): microtubule binding; ATP binding; microtubule motor activity
Source: RefSeq, a predicted model, not a curated record
CUGGGCGUGAGGUGUGGGGGUGAGAGAGACGGCAUCAGCAGCAGGAGGAGGAGCCCCUCAGCUGGAAGGGGGUGGGGUGCAGUGCCGGCUGGAAGAGUGGCUAAGUUGAGUGCAGCGCUGUGCCGCCUCCCCUGAGUUCAGGGGACUGCACUCAGAAAACAAUUCCGCAGGAACGGGGAGUAGCGAGCAGUGUGUGUGUGUCUCAAACCGAAAUGCAGACACGGACAGUUGUGGGAUGAAGGGCAAUGUAUGACUCUGGGGGUGGGGGGUGGUGGGGGCUGCAGUAAAAAUGCCCCGGCAGGUCGAGGGGUUGGUGAAGUUGAAUGUGACAGUGAAUUAGCUGGCGGUGUCAUUCUGCAGCACAGUGAGUGCAAACCUGGGUGGACGGAAACCCAGUGGUGAUACAGUAUCAAUUCAGCUAGAAAAGAGCAGAGCGAGAGAAAUCAUUGGGUUGAUAUGAAUUCUGUAUCUGGAAGCAAAGAGCGGGCUGUUUUUGCAAGGAAUCGCAAGCAUGUGGGGACGGCGGAGAGUUAUUCACAGACAAAACUGGCAACUUUCACCCCGGAGAUGUGGUACAGGAGAAGCUUCCAGCCUUGCGAGGAAUCCCGGACAGUGAACCGACCCGCCCCCGAAGGAGCCGGCUCGGUGCCCGGCUCGGGUACCGCGUCUCCGGGCUCCAGCAGCGGCGGCGGCUCCCCUGGAUCGUCUCUCGGCGGCUCCCCCGGCUCAGGCGGCGGCUCGCCGGGUUCGGUGGCCGGAUCGUCCCCGGGCUCUGGUUCACCCGGUUCCUGCGGCUCGGAGGACAAGGGCAUUUGGUGCGAGAAUUGUAACACGCGACUGGUGGAGCUCAAGAGGCAGGCUCUUAAGAUGAUGAUCCCGGGAGCGUUCUCCAGCAAGGACCCGGCUUUCUCUGCUCUGAUCCACGACAAGCUGCAGGUGCCCAACACCACCCGCAAAUCCUGGAAUGAACGUGACAACCGGUGUGAUAUCUGUGCCACCCACCUCAACCAGCUGAAGCAGGAAGCCAUCCAGAUGGUGCAGACGCUGGAGCAAGCGGCUGCGUUGGAGCAGUAUGACCCACUGCCAGGCUCCCCGCCGCCCCUCUCCAACAUCCCCUCGCUGGUGGGCUCGCGCAACAUCGGCAGCUUGCAGUCCUCUCGAGAAUGGGCCUUCGUUCCCGCUGCUUAUGCUGCCACUACCACCUAUGCCAGUUUCUUGACCAGUAAGCACGGGGGCAAGCCCAAUUCGCUGGGAAUCGUCGGAGGGGCAGAGAAGAAGAGCGGGUCUCCUGGGCAUUCAGUCACUAAGGCUGGCCUGCAGAUGCCCACCAGUCCCAGCAAUGGCAACAUUCUGAGCUCCGUUGCCAUCCAGGCCCAUCAGUACCUGGAAGGAACAUGGUCUGUCUCCAGGACGAACGGUGUGACGCUGUAUCCCUACCCGAUAUCACAGCUGAUGUCCGAGAAUUGCCGGGAAGGUUUGACCGAGGCGGUUCUGAACCGCUACAACUCUGACAAGCCGUCGGUGUGCAGCAGCUUCCCGAGCUCCCAGGGGACCUACGUAUCAAGUGCAGCCUCGAGUGGGACCUCAGCUGCAGCAUCGUUCUUUGCAAGGGCUGCCCAGAAACUCAACCUGUCCUCCAAAAAGAAGAAACACCAUCGCUCUCCUGCUGCGAAUGUGCCCGAGUCCCCGCUGUUCCCGACCAACUUCAGCGGAAUCCUGCAGGCGUCCCCACCCCCGGCUCCCCCCUGCCUUCUCCGAGCUAUCAACAAAGUGAAGGAGAGCCCAGGGAUGGGAAAGGUGAAGGUCAUGUUGCGGAUCUGCUCAGCAUCAGUUGGGGACACAUCAGAAUCCAGCUGCUUCUUUAAAGUUGACCCCCGCAAAAAGCAGAUCACACUGUACGACCCCCCGGUCAACGGGCUACAGAACUCUUCACAGAAGAGAGGGGGCCUGGUGCCACCAAAGAUGUUUGCUUUCGACGCUGUCUUCCCACAAGAUACAUCACAGGCUGAGGUGUGUGCAGGAACUGUAGCCGAGGUGAUCCAGUCGGUGGUGAAUGGCGCAGAUGGCUGCGUGUUCUGUUUCGGACAUACUAAGUUGGGAAAGUCAUACACCAUGAUUGGAAAGGAUGAUUCCAUGCAGAAUCUUGGUAUCAUCCCUUGUGCCAUCUCCUGGCUCUUCAAACUGAUUAAUGAGAGGAAAGAAAAGACAGGAGCGCGUUUCUCGGUUAGAGUCUCUGCCGUGGAAGUCUGGGGGAAGGAGGAAAACCUGAAAGACCUACUGUCUGAGGUAGCAACAGGCAGCCUGCAAGAUGGCCAGUCCCCUGGAGUCUACCUCUGCGAGGACCCAAUCUGUGGCAUGCAGCUCCAGAACCAGAGCGAGCUCCGUGCCCCCACAGCGGACAAAGCUGCCUUCUUUUUGGACGCUGCCAUCGCUGCGAGGCGGUGCAGCCGGCCUGAGUGCGACGAGGAGGACCAGAGGAACUCCCACAUGCUGUUCACGCUGCACAUCUAUCAGUACCGCAUGGAGAAGAGCAGCAAGGGGGGAAUGUCAGGAGGUCGCAGCCGCUUACACCUCAUUGACUUGGGCAGUUGUGUAAAAGUGCUGAGCAAAAGCCGCGAGGGGGGCUCGGGGCUCUGCCUGUCCCUGUCUGCACUGGGGAAUGUCAUCCUGGCUCUCGUCAAUGGCACCAAGCACAUCCCCUACAAGGAGAGCAAGCUCACCAUGUUGCUGCGGGAAUCCCUUGGCAACUUGAACUGCCGGACCACCAUGAUUGCCCACAUCUCAGCUUCCUCCAGCAACUACUCCGAAACCCUGUCCACCAUCCAGAUCGCAUCGCGAGUCCUCCGAAUGAAGAAGAAGAAGACAAAGUAUACCUCCAGUUCGUCCGGGGGUGAGAGUUCGUGCGAGGAAGGAAGGAUGCGUCGGCCCACACAACUCCGACCGUUCCACCCGAGGGGAGCAGGGGAUGCAGACCUCCCCAUCUUAAACUUGUCGAGCGACCCAGACUACUCAUCCAGCAGCGAGCAGUCGUGUGACACCGUCAUCUAUGUAGGCCCUAACGGCACCACCCUGAGUGACAAGGAGCUGACCGACAACGAGGGGCCGCCUGACUUUGUGCCCAUAAUUCCCUCACUGCAGAAGAACAAGAAUGAGACUAGGCCCGAAGGCAGCACUGAGCCUGUGGCGGUGCUGCCGGAGAAGGACUGCCUGAAGUGCAACACUUUUGCUGAGCUGCAGGAGCGGCUGGAGUGCAUCGAUGGCAGUGAGGAGCCAGACAAGUUCCCCUUCGAAGAGCUUCCGUGCAGUGAGCAGCCUGUGAUGGGCGAGGAGGUGCAGGCCCAGAGGGGAGAGGCCCAGCAACUGCUCGGACAGACGGCGGCGCGCUGGGCCCCAGAGGAGAGCACAGAGGAUGCCCAUCCUGGCCCUGUGCGAGCCCAGGCCGUGCUGCAGGGCGGUUCGGCACCGUCCUCCCCCCGGAGCAUCAUGGGAGGUGGCAACACCCAACUGAACGCAUCAUCGAGGAGCCAGAGCACGAAGGAUGUCCCACACGGUGGAGGUGGCGCGGAGCUUAAGCCUAGGCCCAUGGGCUCCCCGAGGCUAGGGAUAGCAAGCCUGUCAAAGAGCUCCGACUACAAGCCCCAGCAUUCACCCUCUCAGCGCUGCAAGGUGUACACCCAGAAAGGCUCCCUGCCCAGCCCGGCCGCUCCCCCACCCCACACACCAACCAGGGACUGCAAGAGGGAAAUCAGGGCGGCCCCGGUGGGAAUGAGCCCCCAGGUGAUGAAGAGAUCCGUGUCUUCGGGCACGCAGCUUUCACAGGACUCGGCCCUCUCAGACCAGAAGCAGGAGCCUUCUGACAUCGACGAGAAAGAAAUGAUGAGCUGGGCCACGGUCACCCUGCAGCAGCCCCUGGAGCUGAACGGGGAGGACGAGCUGGUGUUCACUCUGGUCGAGGAGUUGACCAUCAGCGGCAUUCUGGAGAAUGGGCGGCCCACCAGCAUCAUCAGCUUCAACAGCGACUGCUCGGUCCAGGCCAUGGCUUCAGGCUCCAGGCCCGUCAGCAUCAUCAGCAGCAUCAACGAGGACCUGGACUGCUAUUCGAGCACCAGCCCCUUCUCCGAAGUCAGCAUCACCAAGUUCCUGCCCUUCCCCAAGCCGGGCCUAGAUGAGAAAGUGUUGGUUUCGAGCAGCCACCGCUCAUCCAUUAGCUCCUGGCUCAGUGAGAUGAGCACGGGGAGUGACGGUGAGCAGUCCUGUCACAGCUUUGUCACCCAGACCUGCAGCGAUAAUGGUGAAGCCUUGGCAGACCCCUCACUGCUGGAUGUGGUGAGCAGUCACCAGGAGGAGUGUGUGGCGUAUGCUCGCAGCGGAAAGUACUCGGUCAUGGACAAAUUCUUCAGCAUGUCGGAGAAGGCCCACGAGGCCAAAGGCCUCUACCAGAUAGCCGCUAACCAGAACUGCAAGAUCGCAGCGCUGGGGAAGACCACGGUCAGAAUAUCGAAUGCUCCGGGCUUGCCCAGGAGCGAGGGCUGUUUCCCCAUUCAGACGAACAUUUCGAUGCGCCCCUGUAUCAGGCUGGAGCCGGUGCAUUUCCCCGAACAGCACCACCUGUUGAAACCUGUCGACUGUCCUCCAGCGCACCCCCACCAUCGCCACACCAGGGCUGCCUCACAGGAGAUGACCUUCGAUGACCCGUGGUUGAAGCGCGAGGACGGGGAGGAGGAGGACGAGGACAACGAGGAAGAGGAGGAGGAAGAGGAGCUGGAGGACUCUGGGCUGGAUGGAAACGAGAGCGCUGACAGAGGAGGGGGUCGAAAGCAGACCGCGGCCGAAAGCCCUGGCAGCGGCAGGUCCGAAACCCCCGUCUCGCCCGCACAGGGAGAUCCUUCCAAGAGGGUGGUGGAUGGCUGUGAGGUGGGGCUGACUCCUUCGUGCAGUCAGAGUUCCACCCUCUCGCUGGACAGUGCCAAGGAGUGCAGCUUAUCCCAGGCACUACCGCGUCCAUUGCUCGCCAAGCAAGACAACCUGGAGGGUGCCUCCCUCAGGCCGCUGUGCCUCCCCGCGGAGAGCAGUGGCACUUCUGUGACCACCACUACGUCGCAGGCCUCCACCACUUGCAGCCCCAAAGCCACCCUGGAGAGGAGAGUGGGCUCUCCCAACAAGCAGGGCCUGCUGCCGGCCCGGCCUAAAGGGAUGCCCCCGCUGCCCCCGGUCAGGAAGUCGAGCCUCGAUCAGAGGAACAGAGCGAGUGCCCAGCACACGCCGGGUGGCAGCAGCCAGGCUACAACGGUGUUGGCAGCUACGCCAGACGAAGGCGGCGCCCACGUCAAAGCCAAGGCCCCAAAUGUGGAGAACUGCGGCAAAGCGAGCAGUGGGAAAGGUGAACUGUUCAGCAGCCGGCCUAACUCCCUGAACAGGCGGUACGCUGGCCAGUACGAGUGCCUCUCUUUGGAGAGGGCAGGGAGCUUGACGUCCAUGGGGUCGAAGGUCAGCGUGCCCCGAGACAGCACAAUGCCUCGAGCAGGCCGCAGCCUGAAUCGAGCCACUGUGUCAUCACCUACGCAGCCCGGCACUCCGCCGUCAGCGGACACCUCCCCAAAGUCAGGCACCUCCAAGAUAUCAGCCGUCAGCAAGCUGCUCCUAGCCGGCCCCAAGUCCCGCAGCCUCUCGGCGUCCAGCACAAAGACCCUGAGCUUCUCCACCAAAUCACUCCCUCAGUCCGUCGGCCGCAGCUCCAGCAUGCCAUCCAACUCGAGGAACAUGUCCUGGUCCACCCAGUCUCUCAGCAGCAAGCAGAGCAGGGGAUCCAGCAUCGUGGCCAAGCUUCCCCUGCGGGCUGUCAAUGGCAGGAUCUCCGAGCUGCUGCAGGGGACCACGGGCUCCAGGAGUAGCCAGCUGCGGGCCAGCGCUGAGUCGGAGAAAUGGAGCCCGCACCCGGGUGAGAAGCCCCUCACUCAGGCCCUCCCAUCACCCUACAGCAAGGUCACCCCACCCCGCAAACCUCACCGGUGUAGCAGCGGUCACGGCAGUGACAACAGCAGUGUGCUAAGUGGCGAACUGCCCCCUGCCAUGUGCAAAACCGCCCUGUUCUACCACAGUGGGGGCAGCAGUGGGUAUGAGAGCAUGAUCAGGGAUAGCGAGGCCACAGGAAGCACGUCGUCGGCCCAGGACUCCAUGAGUGAGAAUGGGAACUCGGUGCCAGGUAGAUCCAGGAGUCUGAAAUCUCCAAAGCGCAGGAUGAACACAGGUUCCCAAAGACGGAGAGUCCUCCCGAGCCUGUCCCCUGAUGCAGCAUCUCCGGCCCGGAAGCCGGCCAACAGCUCCGGGGUCCGCUGGCUUGACCUGCGACCCAUGCAGAGGGGCCUGGCCGAACCAUUUGAGAUAAAGGUCUAUGAGAUCGAUGAUGUGGAACGACUGCAGAGGAGGCGAGCAGCAAACAGCAAGUUGCGGGGAUUUGUAUGCUUCAACGCAAAACUGAAGAUAUUGGAACAUCGGCAGCAGAGGAUCUCAGAGGUCAAAACCAAAUAUGACAUACUGAGGAAGGAGCUGGAAGCCACCAAGCAAAGACUGAUGCUGGAUCCGAGCAAGUGGGUCAGCGAGUUUGAUCUGGAUCAAGGUUUCGAGGUAGACUCGCUGGAAUAUCUGGAAGCUCUGGAGUGUAUCACCGAGCGGCUGGAACACCGGGUCAAUUUCUGCAAAGCUCACCUCAUGAUGAUCACAUGCUUCGACAUCGCGUGCGGGAGGCGCUAGAGAGGGGGCGGUUGGGGCUGGGCGAACCGAGUGCUCAUGGCAGAGGAGGAGACCGGAGCGGAAGGAGGAUUCUUUUCUUUUGAAAAAAAAACACCCAAAGAUACCAGGAAGACGAGGGCGGAGGUGCAAAGUGUGGAGCGUGUUUGCGAAAUGAGCUUUGUUUCUGGCAACAACGGAAUAUACACAGAGGGACGGAAAAGAAUGGGUGGAGGGGCUGAAUAUUGGAGUGUGAGAAUGUUCACUCUUCCAUCAGAUUGUCAAAGCACUUUUGAGGAACUUUUGCGAUGUUGUAAAUAGGGACCACUCACUCCAAUUUCCCUUUAUUUGCUGGUUGGGGUGGGUGAUAGUGGGUGGGAGGUGGAAUGAAGGGCUGUUACUAAGAAAUCCAUAAUGAUAUACAGAAGGACAAUAAGUGCCUUGUAAACUUUAUUAUAUUAUAUUAUCCAAAAUCUUACAUCGACACAUUAUUGUACAGUUGGUGCUAGAUGAUGAAUGUCUCACUGUGCUGUUAUAGAGGCGGUAUCCAUUUUGUAAACCAAACUUAAACCUACACCCCAUCCCAAACCCAACAUUCUCACCAAGCUCGGUGUUUAACACAGAAUCCGAUGACGAGCAGGGGGAGAAUGCCAGUGAACUUGCUUACCUUGUGGGUCCACAGAAGAAUAUUUCGUAACAUUUUGAACCAAUUUUGACUGAUUCUACACGGUAUUCCCUUUUUAUAUAAAGGUUUGGCGAACUGUAAAGUGCGUCGUAGUGUGGAGUUGAGUUUUCAAGAAUCCAGUGGAGCUACAUUGAACAAAAAUUAAAGAAUAAUGUUUCAGUAAAGGAUGAACUCAAGGUUGUUUUACUUGGUGUUUUAACUACUUGCUGUUUUUAAGUAACUUUGUAUCUCUAGAGUAGGUCAGUAGUUAGGAAGCCGCACAUUAUUAAAGUGAAUGUCAUUUACUCAUGGUGAAUAGACCACUCAGGGCCCCAAUGAUGCCUCUCAGGCAGACCCCUGCAAGCUUUGUAUAAUUUAAAACCAAUUCACAAGCACAUAUGGACAUCUUUAUAUGGACACACACGCACGCACACGCGCACACACACACACACACACGCACACACACAGUAAACGUAAUCCAGCUUCUCCCAUGUUCUGCACUCGCACGUGUAAUUUGCAAGCAGUGUGUGUUUAGUGAUGUUACCGGAAGAGCCACUCCAUCAUCUUCGUAGGCCAUUCGGCCACCCCACCUCCUCCUGACCCCCUGUGAACCUGCUGUGCAGGUCAUGGCUGUUCAAUACAUCCAGCAUUAUUAGCCUGCCUCAGCUCCAGAAUCCUGGUUAGUUUUAACCAACAAUCCAAGUGCGUCCUGAAAUCUCGUCGUGUGUCGUUUAUUGAAUCUGAAACUUAGGUCAUUUGUUACAAGGUUGCAAGGCAAAAUUUUGUCUGAUCUCUGUUCAGGCCGGCAAUGGUCCUGCCAACAAAGCAAUGACGUCAAUGGACACUGUACAGAAAUCUGUUACCAUCAUGCAGUACUGCUUUGGGCUGUUCACAAGCUGGAAUUACAGUCGAGGUUUGGAUGGGAUACAACUGACCUAAACCCUGAUGGAAUGUGUUGAAGCGAGAGGUUCAGAAAAGCUAAUUAAUGGAAUUGGCAUCUGACUAAUUCUGGCCUGGAUAAUCUGGCAUUUAACAAGGAUGUCUCUGAGGUCAACUAAAUUCUGAGAAGCUCGAUUUGAAAAUAAAAGCCCCUUCUUAUUUUCAAUGUGCUCUGUCUGGAUGACUGAAUGUGAAUUAUUGCUAUUUAACACAACUAAUCAUCAGUAAAGCAAACUAUAGAGAUUGCAGAGAACGUAGAACAGUACGGCACAGAACAGGCCCUUCGGCCCACCAUGUUGUGCAGACCAGUUUAGGCCAAGGACAUAGGCUACAGUACUGUCUCCAUUUUCAAAUCAGACUCUGUCCCCAUUGCGUUGUCUCUGGCUGCAGUGCAGUAACUUCCAUCCAGUCCUUAAUCUGCGGAAAACCAGCCACACUGACCUCGUUCCCAUGCACCCCCAAAGUAACGUUCAGCCUGUGCCAUCCCCAGAUCCAGUGCCAGCUCUUGCUGGGCACUCAGCAACCUGUGCAGAACAGACUGGAACCUGAGAGCUUUGCAGGACAUGAGGUAGAAAUAAUCUUCAUGUUUAAGCAUGUCUGUCUCCAUUUCAAUGUGAUACCACAGUAGCAUACUCGAAGGACUUCUGUAGGACAAUGAAUCUAAUUCACACGGUAGUGAGCCGAUGACAGGUUGCUGGAUGGAGAUUAAAAGACUACACCCCCAUUGCCACCAGCCCCUCCCCCCGCUUGGCCUCACCAUUAGACCUGAUCUAACCUGGUGAACAGGUUAGCAGCAUGACACACAGUUUUGGGUUCAUCAGUUUUAUGACGAGGUUGAUUAUUUUAUUGCUCUUUCCACCCAUAAAGGGCAUAAUUAAAAGAGCAAACGCCACACUGAAGGAAGCUAAUCACUGUCAGAUUUGGCAGUAGGGUCAAAGCACUUCACACCUGUUGUUGGCCAGAGCGACGGCUUUUUCCUGGGAAAUCCAAAAGCCUCCAGGGAAUUUCCACACCUAAGGAAUGAGUGAGACUGAGCCUGGCAUUUGUCUGCCUGAGAAACACAUUGCCUCUGUGUGGUCUUUCUCAAAAGUUGUGCAUUAUAUUUUCCAGAUAUUUGUCUCUUUAAUGGUGCUUGUGGCAACUUCAGCUCUGAAUGUUUAUAAGUCAAAUUCUUUUCCUCUCUUGACUUAAAUUAAUCCCACACUUUGAGCUGCUGCCUAACACAUCUUUGUCAUGUUAUGUAUGAAGGACAUAAUUUAUUUAUGAGCUCAGGAUGCUCUUGUUUUAUAAAGUUGCUUGUAUUUUGUAAUUUAUUUACACAUCACAAUAAGAAGCUAACCAGUGCUAACUAUGCAUUGUUAUGUACAGUCGCCCAAUUCACAUCGUUCUGCCUUUGUUUUAGCUUGGUUUCCUUUGCAUUGUAAUCUUGGACUUUACUUGUCAGAACAGUUGAGGCUUGCUGUUUACCUAAUCCCCUUUGUAUAAAAUGUGUACCAUAGUCAAAUAUUGUAGCCUGGUAUUGUGAAUAAACAUUAUAUUUUA